AACCGUGACGCGCAGGUGUAGUGCUCCCCCAUAAGUACCAGUGGACCGGUCCGAUAACUGCACCAUUACUUCAUUGUUUGAGCACGGCGGGCUUGUUUGCAGUUCUAUCGAUGGGUGAAACGGGACACUGCUGGGAAUUUCGUGUAAGGUUCUCUCACUAAACCAUCCAGGGGGCAAGUAAGGUGUUGUUGGAAGUAUUUCUGACAGAAUUCACCCAAGACUGGCCUUGAAGCGGAAGAGGAACACCGCUGUCGUCUGCCAGAAACAACAUUGGCACCACGGACCGACCUGUGCCCACAACUCAAGGUGUGAGGGGGUUUGUUUCCAACGAACCGUCGGAAACUGGAUUGCUUUUGACUCCCUAAUUAGAGUUGGCGGAGCCACUUCUGGACUUGGAGAGUGCUUUGGAAGAACUGGAAACCAGAAGACGUUGAAGAGGUUCCAUAAUAUCGAGCAGAAAACGGGAAACAUAUAACGGUACAUCGUCAGUCUGUCACCCCGGGGCUAUUUGACUGUCCCGUGCACUGCUGUAGGUACAGAAGUGAAGCAAACACAAAACACCAUGUUGUGGAGACAGACAGUUGUACUGGGUGUGGUCGGCAUUCUUCUUGGAACAGGUGUGCAGGCCAACCAGCCUCCAAUCUUCAUUGACGGAAUGGACUACGAACAAAUUCCUGAGGACACAGCAGUUGGAGCUACAGUGUACACCUUGAGUGCAACUGAUGCGGAUAGUGAUACCCUGUCGUAUGGAGUAUCAGGACAAGUCUCAAACAACCUGUUUAUCGUUGAUUCAAGCUCUGGAGUCGUUACUUUGAAAACAGCAUUGGACAGAGAGCUAACAGAUGAAUACCAGAUUACUGUAACAGUCUCAGAUGGGAUAAAUCCAGUGGUACAACAAAACCCAACCAUCUUCAUAACUGAUGCCAACGACAACAGUCCAGUGUUCCAGGGUAUUCCUUAUGAAGUGGAUGUCAAUGAGAACUACUUUGACAUGACCCAAACCAGCAUAUUCAGAGUGAGGGCAACUGAUGCAGACCAAGGGAUAGGUGGAACUGUGUCCUACUAUCUAGAGGCUGGAGAUGAAACAAAGUUUGGGGUUGACAGGCCGACAGGAGUUGUGAACUUAAAGGAAGAGCUAGACUAUGAGUCAUCAUCUGUUUAUCAACUCCGAAUCAGAGCUCAGGAUGGAGGAGGCAGCUUAAAUGGAAACCAAGUUUUCAAGACCAGCACCACUGUCCUGAUAGUGAAUGUUGUUGAUGAGGAUGAUCAGCCUCCUCUGUUCUUGGGACAGCCUUUCUCAACACAAGUCAAUGAGGACACCCCACUGGGUACAUCUAUCAUAACUAUCAAUGCCAGAGAUGGAGACUAUGGCAUCAAUAAUCCAAUUGUUUGUUCCACCGAAGGGGAUGAUGGCACCUUCUCCAUUGAUUCCACCACUGGAGUGAUCAGUCUUGCCAAGACGCUGGACAGAGAGAGCAAGAGGGACGAAGGAGGAGUCUAUAGUUUUGAUGUGCAGGCCAGAGAAAACAGCAGUGAUGCCAGAUCCACCAACACCAGCGUACGUAUCACCGUGGUAGACGUGAAUGACCAGAUCCCCACGUUCUACAAUGGCAGCGGAGACUCUCCCCAGGACUACUUCACAGCCACCAUUCCUGAGGGCACGUCAGCUGGUAUUCCCCUGGGAGGUCUGGACAUGAGGGUGGAGGAUAAUGAUGAGGGUGACAAUGGAAGGUUUACACUGACCCUAGAUGAAGAAGGCAGCAAGUAUUUCCAGGUGGUGCCGAGUACUGUUUAUGGACAGGCUGCAGUGAACAUCCGAGUCAAGAACUCCGGACUUCUGGACUAUGAGACACUACAAUCUGUGCAGUUCAAAGUCAUUGCAAGAGAAGACAUGGCAGCUGAGCAUUUCAGCAGUAAUGUCACAGUUCUGGUGACAUUAGAGGAUACCAACGACAACUCUCCAGUGUUCAGCCAGUCUAAGUAUGACCUGACUGUAGCCGAGAACUCUCCAGAUGGGACUGUUGUAGGAACUAUCACGGCAACAGAUUUGGACUCUGGUGAAUUUGCUGAAAUUACCUACAGUUUGCAAGGGAGCGGGAGUGACAAAUUUGCCGUCAACAACCUAACAGGUCAGAUAACGGUUGCCCAGGGCAACCAGCUGGACAGAGAGACCAUCCCGCUGUACUUCCUCACCCUGCUGGCAGAGGAUGGCGGCGGGCGCGCAUCCAACGUGCAACUCCAGAUUACCCUGACGGAUGUUAACGACAACGCACCAGCUUUCCAGAGAUCAUCCACCUUCAAAGUCUACAUCCAGGAGGAUGCCACCAGUUUUGAUGAACCUUUACAAGUUCAGGCUGUUGACAGGGAUGAGGGCAUCAACCAAAACAUCACGUACUCCAUCAUUGAUGGAAAUGAUAUGAACAACUUCACCAUUGAUGAAGACAGUGGCAUCAUCAGCCUGACACAGCCACUGGACUACGAGGCACUCAAUGGUCCAGAUGAGUUCCACCUGGUUGUUCAAGCAAUGGAUGAAGGACAGCCCCCUCUAAACUCCACAACAACUGUUAUUGUAGUUGUUGAGGACAUAAACGACAAUGACCCAGUGUUCCAGCAGAAUGUGGUGAAUGCCACUGUACCAGAGGAUGCUCCGGGAGACACUCCUGUGGUAAAGUUAAAUGCAACAGAUGAGGACAGCGGUUUCAAUGGGAGGAUAGACUACCGCAUUGCAUCAGGGUCUAAAGACAAGUUCUACAUCACCAACGAUGGAGAAAUCAAGGUGUCGCCAGGUGGAAGGGUUCCCUUGGAUCGGGAUCUGUACGGGGACGGUUACACCCUCGUGGUCUCCGCUACGGACCGCGGGAAUCCCGAUCAGAAGACCGGCACCGCAACCCUCUACGUCACCAUCGAAGACAUCAACAACAAGGAUCCAGUCUUCACCCCUUCGGAGAAGACUGACUCCCUGCCAGAAUACCCCGACACCCCUUACCCAUCUAAACUGGCCGACAUGUCCGCUGUGGACUCUGAUGUGGACAGCAACCUUGAGUACACGAUAACCUCCAUCACGGCACAGGAUGAGAACGGACAAGUCAAGACUGUGGACCCAGACUUGUUCAACAUCACCAACACGGGUGAGGUGUGGGUGAAUGGGGAACUGGACAGGGAGUUUGCAGAAGACUACGUCCUCAGGCUUGAGGUGAACGACACUGCAGCACCAUGGCCAAAGGAGCAAACCGCAACAGCCACUCUGACUAUCAUACUCCAGGACGUGAAUGACAAUGCUCCAGAGUUCAGCAGUGAUGAGAUAGAACAGAACAUCCAGGAGCAGCUGCCGGUUGGUCAGCUGCUGGCCACCAUCACUGCCAACGACCCGGACAAAGGUCCCAAUGGUCAAGUGAUGUUCAGCUUGACCGGCACUACCCUCCUGGCCAUAGACAGUUCAACAGGACAAAUCAAGGUGAACAACACCAUUGACAGGGAAGACGGCCAGUGGCUUAACUUCACUGUGAUAGCAAAAGAUGGCGGCAACCCUCCCAGAUCAACCAACAAGACUUACCACUGGAGAGUUUCUGACACCAAUGACAACGAUCCAAAGUUUGAACAACCAUCCUACCGUGGGGAAGUGUCGGAAAAUGCAACUGUCGGAACAUCUGUGUUGGCUGUCACUGCGACUGAUGCUGAUUUUGGGAGUUUCGGGACUGUACGAUACACAUUGGUUCCUAGGGAUAGCAACUUUACUAUUGAUGAAAUCUCGGUAAGUAUUUCCAUUGAAUUUAAUACUUGGGAAAGUUGGGAUGUGACGAUAACGUUGCUGGAUGUGAAUGAUGAAGCUCCAACCUUCUCCCAGAAGUUGUACACUGAGUACAUCCAGGAGGAUGUGGUUGGAGGCACGUCUAUCAUCACUCUCCAGGCAGUGGACAGAGACUCAACUGGGCCAAACAGUCAGAUAGAGUACACCAUUGUGGAUGGCAAUGCAGAUGGAGUGUUCACAAUAGAUCGUGAUUCAGGGGAAAUGGAAACAGUGAAACCGCCGGGUCUGGCUCCUGGACAGGAUUUCAACAUAACAGUUCUAGCCUCUGACAAAGGCAGUCCAAUUAUGUCCAGCACCACCAUUGUUAGGGUCAAGAUCUUGGACACCAACGACAAUCCUCCAAUCUUUGUCUACCCGUCAGCCAACGCCACAAUAAAAGUACUUGAGAACGAACCUGUGGGUACUUUUGUGGUGAGACUUCACGCCACAGAUGAAGACGAGGCUCAAAACGGGAACGUGACGUACUAUUUUGACCCCAGCGAUGAAUACAACGGAGACAGGGCUAACUUCACCCUGGACGCCAUCAGUGGUAACCUGACAACUAAAGUUGUCUUGGACAGAGAGGAGAAGGCUCAGUAUGUUCUGCAUAUUCAAGCCAAGGAUGCAGGCUUCCCCCCUCUGACAGGGAACACAGUGGUAAGAGUGCAGGUUGGAGAUGUGCCUGAUACAGACCCUGUGUUUAACCGACCACUAGACCCUGUGACAGGAGAAGUUGUCCCGCAGACACUAACAGUUGAUGAGAACCUUGCCCCUGGCUCUCCGGUCGGGGCUGUACUGAAUGCAGUAGAUGCUGAUGAGGGAGCUACAAUAUUCUACUACAUAGUCGGAGGAGAUCCCGAUGGCUACUUUAACCUAAACAAGACCACAGGAAUGAUCACUACAACAAGAACAUUUGACAGGGAAGCUCAGGCUAGCUACACCCUGGUGGUGAAGGCCAGUAAUAAUGCAAGCUAUGUUGUUCCAGCUGGCAACAGAAGGAAACGAGAUAUCGCGUAUGACCCGACAGAUCUGACGUUACAAGAGGUCAUCAUCGAAAUCGGAGAUAUGAAUGACGAAGCUCCAAGGUUCACAAAGAGACAAUACUCUGCAGGUAUCACAACACAGUUCCAGUUUGGAGAUGCUGUAACAGUGGUGACGGCCAUUGACCCUGACGCUGGCAACAACAGUGUAGUGACCUACAGCAUCGACCGCCAACAGUACUUUGACAGGGACGGCGAGGGGAACCUCAUGAGUACACCAACAGACGCAUCCGGAACCUUCAAUAUCGAGUCCGACACGGGUCAGAUCGUGACCGGCAAGGUGUUCAGUAGUGAUGAGAAGGGCUACUACACCCUGCAAGUCUCCGCGAGGGAUGUCGGGGGCAAGAGAGAUAAUGCCUCAGUCGAAAUCUACCUACUGCGUGAGGACCAAAGGGUGAAGAUUGUGUUCCAGAGGACCCCUGAUGAAGUUAGGGCUUUCAAGGAUGAAUUUGCUGCACUACUCUCCAACAUCACAGGGGCCAUUAUCAAUGUGGAUGACAUCCAGUUCCACACAACCGAUGACCAACAAACAGAUGAGUUGAGGACAGACAUGUUUAUCCAUGGAGUUGACAAAGCAACUGGCCUCAUCAUGGACAAGGAGAAACUCAUAGAGCUAAUUGACGCAAACUACGAGUUCUUGGUACGUCUGUUACGGGACUAUAACGUGGUAGAGUACCAGGUUGCCGUGCCGGCCAAGGCGGACGUGACGUACGAUAACUUGAUCAUCGCGAUUGCCGCGCUGACCGGCAUCCUGGUUAUCAGUGUCGCUCUCAUCGCAACUGUCUGCACCUGCUGGACCACCAAGUUGAGGCGUGAGUUGCGAGCGUCCCAGGCCAUGCUGUAUAGUACCAAGGACGUCAUCCCUGACCUGACAGAGAAGGAUGCUCUACAGGUUCCAGGAACCAACCAGUUUGCCAUUGAUGGUUCCAACCCAAUGUGGGGAAAGGAGGUCUAUGUCAAUGAGAUUGCAGAAGAGUCAGACAGUGAUGAUUCCCUAGAUGACAAUGAGGUUGAUGUGAAAAGUCCACAGCCACGCCCCAUGGAUGACUUUGGUGAUGAGCAGGAAAUCACGGUUAACCUAUACAAUGACGAGUAUGACAACUACACCAAGUUCCCGCCCGGCUACGCCAACGGAAAUUUUAUCCUAGACGCUGCGCUAAAGGAGCACGAAGACGCCAAGAAAAACGGGCCCCAUAGGAACUUCCGGGACCUAAAUUUGGAAACAACAGAAAUAUAGCCAGCACCAGUGCUGGACUACUGUACAUCCUGAAGCUUUUGCGGUGGUUUUAUUCUCGCGGUGACCACUCCACCUCAAGUUUAUAACACUGCAAAUAUGCAUCCCUUGUAUGAUCUACCAGUCACUACAGAAUUGUUUCAACUUUGUAUUUUCAAACACUAGGAAACUUUUCCUUUUUCUUUCUACCGCGAAACAGAACCACCACAAAAGUUAAUUGAUUUACAGCAAGUCCCAGAUAUAGCUACUUAGCUUAUCUAUUAAAAACCCCAGACUGCCAAAGAUGGGACUGCGUUAGUCAACAAAUAGAUACAGUGUAUUAUAAUAAUAAUAACACAGUAACUUCUCGAAUAUACACGCUAUAAACCACCUUAAAGAGAUCUUAAAACGACCGCAUAAGAUAAUGUCUGUUGACUAGCUGCAUAAUUCAUGCAGGCCUCUAAUGUUAGAAAAAUGAUACUGUCAAACUGUCAUUCAGUCAAAAGACUGUCAUACCCAGUAUGAGUGUAAAUAACUUUCCUUUGUCACCAGUUUGUGUCACAAUCACUGAUGAUAUUUUCAGCAAGCACUAUAUUUUGUCUGCCUGACAUACACAUUGUACUUAUACAGAUUGUUGUUCAAUUUUUUAAAAUGAUUAAUAUGUUCUUGCCAAUAGUAAAGGUGACUGCAAUUUUCCCCAUUCCAGUAAAAAUUAUCAACCAUAACUUGUUACAGGUGCCUUUGUAAGAAUAUCAUCAUGAUGAUUUCUGUUCUCUUUGUAUAAAACACUUCUCAGGAGUUAUUUUCCUCAAAUAACAUGUACCAAAAUGCACUGUGAUUAUACUGUGGUAGGACUAUAUAAGAAUAGUUUCUUGACAGUCUUGUAGAAUAGUAAGACUGUGUUUCUGCUCAAACAAUCAUUCCUCUGCAUAUCUUAUGAUAGGCUGGUUAACAGUUUGAAUUUCACACAAGCACUUGGGGAAGGCUGAAUGGCCCCUUGUUGUAAGAAGUUCUUAUAUAGACCAUCCUUGAUACCAUGUAUAGAUGGGUUUUGUCGGUUUCAUGAGCCUUCAGUUUUGCUUCACAACUGCAAAUGUACACUUCAAAAUAUGAACCAGCUUAUUCUUGCAAACUUGAUAAUCAAGAUGACAGUAUUAAGGAACCAUGUUUAGAUUGUGCCUUAGUGGGAUCAUCUAUUGUGAAGAAGAGAUGUUACAAUUUUAUAGAAAUGUUUAUUUUAAAUGACCGCAGUAUCAGAAUAACUUGUUUUAAAGCGUCCUGUGAGUUUUAUACAAAAUUCAAAACCAAAAUCUAGAUGAAUAAUAACUGUAUGAACAAGUUAAACAUCUGUUUUAAUUUGUUUGAUCAAGUUGCAAAUAUUGUAUAUAGUAGAUGGUCAACUUCUCUCCUAUAUAACAUGCACUUUUGAAUCACAUAGUGCCUUUAUUUUUCACUAUUGCACUCCGCUGUCUUCCUACAAGUGUCUUUAAAAAGUUUUGCUCUGCUGCAUAAAAUUACAUCACUUACAUAUAAAGUUCAGAGCAUUAUCAUAUGAAUUCUAAUGGAAAGUUGCUGUGACUGUAAGGAUUAGAAAGUUGACAAUCUUCCUCAAUGGCCUAGAGUUAUACAAAUAUCUAUCAGUAGAAGGUAAAGCAGUUGGGACUGGUGCCCAGCAAUGCCUAUUAAAUUUUUAUGCUCCUUUGUUUUUUUAAAUGUAUGUUUUAUUUGAAUGUAUAUAUAAUGUAGUUUUACCUUUUGAUGGUGUCCUCGAGUUUGUAUGAAUUUAGUUCUUGCAAAUCAAUAAAGCCAAUUUUAUCCA
This is a messenger RNA of Branchiostoma belcheri (Belcher's lancelet), 7859 nucleotides long. RefSeq names its product cadherin-23-like. The record is from RefSeq and is a predicted model, not a curated record. Gene Ontology annotation, biological process: cell morphogenesis; cell-cell junction assembly; adherens junction organization. Bases 563 to 6064 code for a protein of 1833 amino acids. Gene Ontology annotation, cellular component: adherens junction; plasma membrane; catenin complex. Gene Ontology annotation, molecular function: cadherin binding; calcium ion binding. NCBI's taxonomy places the organism in Eukaryota, Metazoa, Chordata, Leptocardii, Amphioxiformes, Branchiostomatidae. The transcript has 39 exons.